GCAGUUGAGCUGUGAGUGUGUACAUGACAGGAUAUGCUGUGUUUCAUCCUCCUGGGAUCUGCCAUUUUGGUGAUGCUAGAAGCAUACAGCACUGCUGCUCCUCAACCCAGCCUCUGGAUGCUGCGUGAGACUCCAAGACCUGUGGGAGCACAGUGCUGGGGCCCCGGCACCUGGCCACACCCUGUCCACUGCCGUCUGUUCUCAGUGUGUCAUCUGGGCCCAGGUGGAAGCAUUGUGGGUCACAUGUUCCUUUGUCCACUUGGCAGCUACUACUCCUCAAGGAUCCAACGCUGUAUCACUAUGCAGGCAAUGAUGCCAGACUGUGCAACAUCUCUCGAGGAUGAUUCCCUGCUUGACAGCCUGCCAGCUGAAAGACUAUCCAGUAAGGCUUCUUCGCAGUUCAGAUGUGGAGAGGCAGAAGUUCCAUACUGUGCGAACAAUGAGACACUGGUGAUCUGUACACCAAAUAAGGCUUUUGUGGGGGUCGUAAACUGCUCGGCACAGCAUUUGGCAAGAAAAAGUGAACCACUACAAUGUGACAGGAGCACAAACAGAUGUACAAUUUCUUCAGUAUGGGAACUUCCUCAGCACGCUGCUUCAGAUACCGAAGAACUUCAAAGAAGUACCAAGAGCUACUCACAAUCAAUGGAGCCCUUAACAGUCUCACAGAGCCCUUUAGGAACAGAAACUGCCCUUCCUAACAUUUCAUUCAUGUUUCCUGAUUCAUAUGCCAAAAACAGGAGGACACAAGGAACAACCCCAAACAUACAACUACAGAUAACAAUACCUGACACAUCCAAUGAAGGUGAUUAUAACAAUGAACUUUAUGAUGGUGAUGAAGAAUAUGAAGUGUAUGACCUAGAAGGUUCCUUACCAAACUAUGCUGAUAUCAAGUGUGAACAGAAAGGGCUGCAGUGUGCAGAUAAGAAGACAAUUAUGGACUGCUCCGAAAAUUUUACACAACCAUCCUUCAUCCUGUCAUGCGCUUCUCUGCUCCAUAGUGAUGAUGGUGAGAAUGCUGUUGGUCACUGUGACAACGACACACGAUCCUGCAUCUUAACAAGCCAAAGCAUGUCUCUGUCACUCAAUAUCAAUACAGUCAUCAAUGAUAACUUCAAAGUAUGCGAGACUUACACUGGACUGCGGUGUGUUGAUAAUGAGACACUAGUUGCAUGUUCCGGUGAUGCUAACAGUACAUACUACAGAGUCUCUUGUAAAGGAGAAGCAAUGUCUGACACAGGAAGCUUUAUUCAGGGACACUGUUAUGAAAACAGCUGCAUGUUUGUAAUUGCUCAUCAGACCAACAACUCUGACAUGCAUGCUGACGGAAGUGAGAACACUGUAAGUGAUUACUUACCGACACCUGACACUAACAGCGCCAUAAGUCAACCUCUGUACAGCCACACAAAUAUAACAGAUGCUGAAGACAACCAUGCGGAACCAGACAUACUUAUUCAACAAGUUAAAGUAUUUGAUUUGUAUGAUGAAUAUAAGGCCUUGAAACACAAUUUAUCAAAGGCUGAAGAAGAAUAUUUCAUUGAUGACGAUGAGGAUACUGAAAUGCACACAACAAACUCAGCACCUACUAGAGACAACUAUCUGAUCACAGACAAUGCUGGAAACAUUUUACAUAUUACUCAGGAUGACUCACAGCACACUGACGAUGAUCUAACAUCAACUGAAGGAACGCAGUCAGUCACUGGAGAACCUUAUUUACACCUUGAAUUAGUUUCCUCACACAAUGACAACUCUUCUGAAGUAACCAACCCAGUCAACACAGAGAUUUAUUCCCGAACAUCUCCUAUGUUAAGCCUGAACCAAAUCCCUGCAUCUGUUUCUCAGACCAGAUUAUCCACCUCUGUAGCUACCCUCAUAGAAACCACUUCACACACUGCUAAAUCCAUUCUUACAGAAACCGUUCCUUUUGUCAAUAAAAUAAUAUCUACAGAAACCACAAUACCUACUUCAAAAUCCGUUCCCAGAGAAACUAUUUCCAGUAUCCCUGAAAAUAUCACAGAAACUAUCUCCUCUGUCUUUGAAACUAUCACAGAAACUAUUUUUUCUGUUCCUGAAACGAUCACAGAAACUAUUUACUCUGUCCCUGAAACGAUCACAGAGACUGUUUCCUCUGUCAUCGAAUCAAUUGAAGAAACCAUUUCCUCUGUCUUUGAAACUAUAACAGAAACUAUUUCCAUUAUUCCUGAAACUAUACUACCUACAGGAACAACGGCUGCUGUCUCUAAAUUCAUUUUCACAGAAACUACUUCUACUAAACCAGAAACUACAUAUACAGAAACCACAACUUUUGUCUCCAAAACCAUUCCAAAGGGAACUGCUUCACCUAUCUUGGAAAUCACAUCUACAGAAACCAUAAAUCAUUUCUCAGACUUUAUUCCCACAGUAACUUCUUCCUCUAGCCCUGAAACUGCAUCUACAGAAAUCACAAUGUCUGUCUCAGAAACCUUUCACAGAGAAACUGCUUAUCCUGUCCCUGAAACUGUAUAUACAGAAACAACGACCCCUGUCUCCAAACUCAUUCACAGAGAAACUGCUUCUCCUGUUCCUGAAACUAUAUAUACAGAAACCAUGACCCCUGUCUCCAAACUCAUUCACAAGGAAACUGUUUUCUCUGUACAUGAAAUUGCACCUACAGAAACUAUGUCCGUCUCAGAGACCUUUCAUGGUGAAACUGCUUCUCCCAUUCCUGAAGCUACAUAUACAGGAACUAUGACCCCUGUCUCCAAACUCGUUCACGGGGAAACUGCUUUUUCUGUACCUGAAACUGCAUCUACAGAAACUAUGUCUGUCUCACAAACCUUCCACGCAGAAACUGCUUCUCCUGUUCCUGAAACUAUAUAUACAGAUACCAUGGACCUUAACUCCAAAUUCAUUCACAGGGAAACUGAUUUUCCUGUACCUAUAGAAACCACAAUAUCUAUCUCAGAAACUUUUAAUGGAGAAACUGCUUCUCCUGUUCCUGAAACUAUAUACACAGAAACAAUGACUCCUGUCUCCAAAUUCAUUCACAAGGAAACCACUUCUCCUGUCCCUGAAACUAUACACACAGAAAUCAUGAACCCUGUCUCCAACUUAAUUCACAUGGAAACUGAUUUUUCUAUACAUGAAACUGUAACCACAAAAACCACAAAGUCUAUCUCAGACGGAGAAACCGCUUAUCCUGUCCCUGUAACUGUACACACAGAAACAACCGAAGCUACAAAAACUACAACCCCUGUCUCAAAAAUCAUUAGCAGAACCACUGCUGCUCCUGUCCCUGAAAUUAUAUAUGCAGAGACCACAAACCUCAACCCUGGUACCACAAUUCCUGCCUCCCACACCACAGGGCUUGUCUCAGACCCUCCAUUCACAGAUGUCAUAAUCCCUGUAUCCAAACAGAUACCCGCAUUAAACAUUCAGGAAGCAGACAAUGGCAGCACCACAGAACUACACUUCAAUCUACAAACCCCAGGUACAAACACAACAGUUGAACUUCUCUCUGAAGCCUUAAUUCCUCAACCUACAGUUGACAAGUCAGGAUUUAAAAGCACAACAAUAUUACCAACAGCAGAAACAGAGGAGCCUGAGCAUCUUGUAUCAGUGUCAAGUCCAACCAUGAAUGAAGUCUCGGAAGUAUCAAACACACAUCAGAAACAUGUCUGCCGGAAGGCAGGAAUACAGUGUAUGGACAGCCUGACCCUUGCCGCAUGCUUGCCUGAUCUGACUUUGAGCUACACUAUAUCAUGUCGGGCUCUUUUACCUUACAUGACGUCAGAACACCACGUCAUUUACUGCGACCAUAGAUUAGACACAUGUGCUCUGGCACCACUAAAGGACAGCUUUAAUUAAUUUUAUAAUUAUCCAAAUAUUCCACUCAAAUCUGCAAUUUAAUUCAAACUGACAUCUUUAAAUCCCAGGAUUGUUAUCAAAGAUACAUGUUACACAAGCACAUUAGCUACUGUAUGCUUUUUACUAUAAAAAGAUAAUCUGGAUUUAAGGUUUACACAGUGGUGAUUGUGAAGAGUGUCAUCUCAGUUGCAAUCUCGUUCAAUUCGGUUAAAGUGCACUGACAUUUUGGAGGAAUGUAUCACCUCCAUCUUAAGGGCCAAAAUAUAAGCCAGGAAAGGAAUCAGCAAUAAGCACCCAGAAAGCUUGGACCCCCAUGAACUACAUGAUAUUACAACCCAGAAGGUUGUACUCUUCAAAAACAAAAUUCAUUCUGUAGUUUUUAAAAAUAUCACAUACAAAAUGUUUCCAAAAUAACAUAUUUCAUUUUAAUGUUAAUGUGUAACGUAACUCUUAAAAUUCUUAUUAUGUGAUGUAUCUUCAUGUAUUAUAUGCUCUUGAAAAUAUUUUUGUUGUCAGGCUGAACAGAAGAUGCAAGAUUGCUGUAUUUGAAUGAUUAUGAAAUCUAUCAGUUAAAUUCUAACACAAUGGUACAAUUUCAGAUAUGAAAACAUGGGACAGUUUUCAUCAUCAAGACAUUGAGAGGCAGUAUAAUACAAGAGCAGAAAUUUUCCAAAUACUUUCUUUAUAAUCUUGCAUCUCUGUGUUCAUUCUUAAUAGGUCCAAACCUCUUAAAACAUAGUGGUAACUCUUAGAUCCCUCUUGCUUUAAUAUUAAAAAGCUCUGCAUUUUUCCCACACAGGGUAUUUGUACGUUUCAUAUGAUUCUUAGAAUAAAUAGCAAUUACUUCUUCAUACAACAUUAAGUGGUUGACUUUUGUUGUGGAGAUGCAGUGUUUCUUGUGAGCUGAUUUUUUUUUAAUAUUACAUGAAAUUAUUCAACAGUACAGAUAUUGCUCAUCAUACAGGAAUGCAUAAUUUCUCCAUCAUAUAUUCACUAUAUCAAAAAAAUUUUCAAGUAGUGGUUAUAGAUCUUAUUACUAGACUGCCAGAAUAACCUGUGUAAUAUUUCUAAACACUAAGCAAGAUGGCUGAAGUGGUAACACUUCUGAUUUGUAUUCAGUAGUUACCCAGUUUGAAUCUCAGCAGAGAAUCCAAAGGGUUUUUGGUGGUUUCCUUCCACAACCUUUCUAAUUCAGUAUUCACUAAUCAUCCUAUCAUUCAGUGCCAUAUAGUUUGAGCUACUGACAGCGACUUUAAAUGGACAUAA
Cryptotermes secundus is the source of this 5112-nucleotide messenger RNA. Its product is annotated as mucin-5AC. Lineage: Eukaryota; Metazoa; Arthropoda; Insecta; Blattodea; Kalotermitidae. Gene Ontology annotation, cellular component: extracellular region. The coding region runs from base 34 to 3846 and encodes 1270 amino acids. Gene Ontology annotation, molecular function: chitin binding. The record is from RefSeq and is a predicted model, not a curated record. The transcript is spliced from 5 exons.